Messenger RNA from Penicillium angulare, 1701 nucleotides. RefSeq names its product palmitoyltransferase ERF2 (gene erf2). The transcript has a single exon. Gene Ontology annotation, biological process: peptidyl-L-cysteine S-palmitoylation; protein targeting to membrane. Lineage: Eukaryota; Fungi; Ascomycota; Eurotiomycetes; Eurotiales; Aspergillaceae. The record is from RefSeq and is a predicted model, not a curated record. Gene Ontology annotation, cellular component: endoplasmic reticulum; Golgi apparatus. Gene Ontology annotation, molecular function: protein-cysteine S-palmitoyltransferase activity. Bases 1 to 1701 code for a protein of 566 amino acids.
AUGGCAUCUGAGGAUGGAGAGCAAUCGUCCUUUCCAUCCCCGCGCCCGCCUCUUCAAUCGCAGCGGCCGUCCGUAUCUCGACGUGGUCCACCACCCACAAGAAACUCUGUAACGAGUAGACCAGGCAGUUCUGGUAGCCGCUUGAGUAGGACACAUAUUCCUUCUCUCACGGCGCAGGCAUUUUUUCGUCCCAUGAGCUCACAACGUCUGCAAGCCCACCGGGGAGGCCGGCCGAUGACCAAGGGAACCAUUUCCUCAACCGAGGAAUGGGGGGAUCAAAUGAGUCAGAAUCGAAGGAGCUUGAUCUCAAACAGCACAAACCCCCAGGGCUCUCUUCCCCCAGCUGAUAUGGAGGCCCCUCCCUCGCGAGGUACAGACUUCACAGACCCCAUUAUUCCAGAUCGGAACACAUCCAAUGCUAGCCCAACGGGAAAUACGACAGUCCGAAGUCUCGGGGAAAGUGUCCGGCUUUUACGGGACCGAGAUCAAACUGACAAAAAAAGGCCUGAGUAUUUGAAUCUGAAUGUAAAUUACAGCGUACACAACCCGCAUGAUGCACCGCCCCCCAAAUCGCCGCUCUCGUUUCUUUCAUACCAGCAUAAAGGAUCCGCACAUAAUGGUAAUGAUCCCCGGGGUCAUGAACGGCUUUCUUCUGCAGGCUCCUCUCCUGGACCUACCGACAUCAAAAAGCAAACAUUUCAAAGGGCUAGCCUAGGAAAGAACUAUGAAUAUUUUAUUGGCAACACCUUUUUCUGUGGUGGGGGUCGACUCCAGAAUUCGAGAGAUAAGCCUAUCAAUAUUCUCACUGGGCUGCUAGUGCUUGUUCCAUCAGCCUUGUUUUUUGGGUUCUCAGCUCCUUGGAUUUGGCACAAUAUCUCUCCUGUCAUCCCCAUCUUGUUCGCAUAUGUGUUCUAUGUUUGCUUCUCGUCAUUCGUGCAUGCCUCUGUCGUUGACCCCGGUAUCAUGCCUCGAAAUGUGCAUCCUAUGCCUCCGACGAGAAAUUCGGACGACCCUUUGGUACUUGGACCGCCCACAAAUGACUGGGUCAUGGUCAAGCUUGCGACUUCUGAGUCAGCGGCCAUGGACGUUCCCGUCAAGUAUUGCAAGACAUGCAACAUUUGGCGCCCGCCUCGUUGCUACCACUGUCGUGUUUGUGAUAACUGCGUGGAAACCCUAGAUCACCACUGUGUCUGGCUCAACAAUUGUGUUGGACGUCGCAACUAUCGCUACUUUUUUGCUUUUGUGAGCUGGGGUACCUUGCUAGGGCUUUUUCUACUCGGUGCCAGUCUAGCACAUAUUUUGGUUUACAUGUCGCGUGAGAAUAUUUCUUUCGGCGCAUCGAUUUCGAAGUGUCGUGUCCCUUUUGCUAUGUUCAUUUAUGGUGCCGUUGCAACCCCAUAUCCAUUGUCACUAUGGAUCUAUCACUUGUUCUUGGUUGGCCGAGGAGAGACCACCCGAGAGUACCUCAACUCCCACAAGUUUGCCAAGGCAGAUCGUCACCGACCUUUCACCCAGGGCAAUGCUUUCCGCAACUGGAUUUCAGUUCUGGGACGACCUCGCCCCCCUACUUACAUGCAGUUCAAGCGCCCCUAUCAAGAAGCUGAUCAGCGCUAUGCCAUGCAAAAACGCAAGUAUCUAGUUCACCGUGAUGUCGAGUCUCAGGCGGGGAUUGAAAUGCAAGAAGUCGGUCCCAAUGAAUAG